CCUGAAACAUGGAAGAGAAAUGAAAGGAAGAAAGCUCGUCUUCUUGGAAGCCAAUACACAACUAAAACUGGGAAAAUAGUCAACAAAAGGGAGGUUAAAGCAGAUUGCAUAUGUAAAAACAAAUGCAUGACUAAAUUUACGAUGGAAGGAAAAGAAGCUGUUUUGAGGGAAUUAUACGAGAAAGGUUCAAAAAACGAACAAGAUGUCUAUUUACAUGGGUUAAUGGAAUGUAAACCAGAGGCCAGAGAAAAACUCAGGAGUUUUUCUUAUUACAUACGAAAACCUUUAGAGAAACAACGUGUUUGCAAAACAGCCUUUCUUAAUCUACAUUCAAUCUCGAACUCUAGACUACGACUAAAUAGAUUGUUCGUGUCUCAGGGUUCACCUAGAGAUUUACGUGGAAAACGAAGCGUUUCAACAAGCUCUACGAACUGCUCAAAGAAGACUGCUUGCUGUAACAAAAGAUAGAAACUUUUUACUUGAUCGACUUCUUAUGCAUGAGAAAAUUGACCAUAGCACUUCAGAAUCUGAAGAGACAGAAUCUUCUGAUGAUGGAGAAGUUAGGCAAGAACAGUUGAAAAGAAGGAAGGAAAUGACUUAUUCUAAUGUACAUAAUGUGAACUCUGGAAAAGCAAUGCCGGUAGCGAAGAAGAAAAGACCAUCAGCUCCUAGGCCUUCAAAAUCAGCACAUCCAACAGUGCAAAUAUCUCAGCAUAUGCCACAUACUAGUGCCAACCCAUUAACUGAUGGUCAUAUGACCCCAGAAGAAGUAGAAAGGCAUUUACAGUCCCAGAGUUUUUUAGAAUUUGUGCCAGAAAGAGCACCACCUACAGUACCUACUGAAAUGUUUAGCAAUGAACCUUCAUUAGAUAGUGAAUCAAAUGACAUUGGAGAAUUAGAGACAUCUCCUAGCAAUAUGGGUGAAGAAUUAAGUAUCGACAUGAUCCCAGAAUAGAAAAUUGUAAUUUAAGCAAAAUAUCUUUAUUAAGUUGUAUAGUACUUACAAGUAAAUAAAAUUAGUAACAUUAAUUAUUUUUAUCUACUGUAAGAAUUUGUAAAAUAAAUGAAUAAUGAAAAAGGCACAUUCCUUUAAAUAAGCAAACUUUUAUAUUCUAUAUAACAAAAUAAACGUUGAGUGUUA
Acanthoscelides obtectus is the source of this 1141-nucleotide messenger RNA. NCBI's taxonomy places the organism in Eukaryota, Metazoa, Arthropoda, Insecta, Coleoptera, Chrysomelidae. The record is from the annotation of a GenBank genome assembly.